UUCAAGCGCGGUGUCCUGUUGCGUGAUCUCCCGCAGCUAUCCUCAGGAAGCCAAUCAUCUCUAUUCACUGACCGUCAGCGCUGAGCGCCACAAACAAGUGCGCUGCGCUGUGCUCAGUCUGGAGGGAAAAAUUCAAGAGCAGGAAUAAAACUUGUUUCAUGUUUUAUAUUUGAAAUCCCCGUUUGUUGCAUCGGAGUCACCAGAAAUGAUGAAUUUUAUCCUCCUCUGCCUGUUAUGUGGAUUGUACGGUGUUCUUGGAAAAGAUAAAGAUCAAAAGGGGAAGUACAGUGUCCCUAUUCUGGAUGUGAAAACCCGGCAUCUGGUCCUGGAGGUCAACCAGACACUACUGCUGAGCUGCAGGGGUCGCUGGGAGCUGUCCUGGGCGUUCCCGUCAGGUUUGGCCAGAGAUCAGGUGCGGGUGGAGGCGUCUCGCUGCGGGAGGACGAGGCAGCAGUACUGCAGCCUCGUGACGGUGAGCCACAGCCAGGCCCAGCACACCGGCACGUUCCGCUGCAGAUACCAGCACCGGACCCAAAAACAGACCUCCAUCUAUGUAUAUGUCACAGACAGCCAGCAGCCAUUUGUGGACCAUCCGGGUAUGAGCCCAGAUGUGUUGUACAUGAAGGAGAAGGAGCCGCUGGUCAUCCCCUGCCGGGUCACCCACCCCAAUGUCACCACCACGCUGGUCAAGUUCCCCAGCCACAGCCUGAGUCCGGACCAUAGGAACAUUAUUUGGAACAGCAAGCAAGGCUUCACCAUCCGAACUCCCACCUUCUAUUACAUCGGCCUCUUUUUCUGCCAGACAAUCACUGACGGCGUCACGCACAAGUCACGUAUAUACUUUGUACACAGACCAGUGAGUAACAUUAUGGAGGUGUAUCUGAACAGCAGUGGACCUGUGCAGGCCCUCAAGGGAGAGAGACUUGUCUUGAACUGUACUGCCACCGGGGAGCUGAACACCAGAGUCAACAUCACCUGGGACUACCCCGGAAAGAAUAACAACACCGGCUACACUUCCAAGAGGCUCCUGAAACACAGAACGCACAUGUUGUUCUACAGUAUUCUCACCAUCCCGAAGCUCCAGCAUUCAGACCGAGGCCUCUACACAUGCCGUGUCACCAGCGGUGAAAAUACCAAACAACAGAAAGUCACUGUAACCGUCUACGACCGUCCAUUUAUCCGCCUGAAGCCCAGACAUGGGUCUGUGAUGGAGGUGCAGGCGGGACAGAAAUCUUACCGAAUCUCUCCCAAACUACGAGCGUUCCCUGCCCCUGAAGUCAUCUGGUUGAAGGACGGCAUGGUGGCGGCAGAGCAGUGCUCCAGAUACCACAUGGAUGGGAAUUCACUGGUGAUCCGGGAUGUAGCAGAAGAGGAUGCUGGGAAGUACACUGUCCUGGUACGCAUCCAGGAACAUGACCUCUACCAGAAUCUCACGCUCACACUUGUGGUCAAUGUGAGUCCACAGAUAGGGGAGAAAGCGGUGUCGUUGCAGGACCCGGGCUCAGUUCCACGGGGGAGCAGACAAGCCCUUCACUGCACGUCCCACGGGGUCCCCCCUCCACACAUCCAGUGGCUCUGGCACCCCUGCCCGUCCAAAGGCCUGUGUGUGUGUCCAUCGUCCUCCUCGCUAUGGAACCCUGUGACAGAAAGAGUCCCCGCCACGUCCACAAGCAACCACAUCCUGAGUGUUAGGCAAAGACAGGAAGUGCUUCAGGGGAAGAAAAAGACGGUGGGGGUCCUGACUGUGGCAGAGGCCUUGGUGUCUGGAGUGUUUCGCUGUGUUGCCUCCAACUCUGCAGGAACAGACCAGCUAGAAGUUCACUUCUACGUCACAGAUGUCCCAGGAGGCUUCAGUGUGAGCCAGAGGGAGGAACCUAGGGAGGGUGGAGACCUCCAUCUCACCUGUGUAGCCAAUAAGUACCUGUACACAGAGCUGUCAUGGCACCGAGUCAAUGACAGAGGUGACGGCCCGUCCCGCAGCUCUGCCCUGAGCAGUCUGCAGCUGACAUCAGGGGAGUUCUCCAACUCUCUGGUCCUGCUGAUAAGCAACCUCACAGCCAGAGACUCUGGAGCCUACAGGUGCUCCGCCCGCCCCCUCAUCACCAGACAGGAGACACACCUGGAUACACAGGUGGAGGUCACAAUUUUGGAGCCUCCGGUGCUGCUUAGUAAUUUGACAGAUUGUAUCGUCAACGUUAGCAGCUCAGUGAUCCUUCGCUGUCCCUCUGAAGGUGUCCCACCUCCAACCAUCACGUGGUACAAGGAUGAACGUGCUCUGUCUCAGGGAUCAGGUAUUGUGAUAUCACCAGAAGAUGGGACCCUCCACAUCGAUCGAAUCACAGGGGAGGACCAAGGCCUGUACACAUGCCAGGCCACCAAUGAGAGGGGAUCUGCAGAGAGCUCUGCCUAUAUAUGGGUCAACGGUGCCUCAGAGGCUUCGUUUCUAGAAAUUCCCACUCUCACCUGUACCUGCGUGGUGGCCACUCUCUUCUGGCUUUUGCUCACGCUCUUCAUACGCAAACUGAAACAGCCCAACAAUUCAAACACCAAACCAGAGUACCUGUCAAUCAUUCUGGACACAGGAGAGGGGCCAAUAGAGGAGCAGUGUGAGAGACUACAGUACGACCCCAACCAAUGGGAGUUCCCCCGGGAGCGGCUCAAAUUAGGGAAACCUCUGGGCCGUGGAGCCUUUGGUAAGGUGAUGCAGGCGUCUGCGUUCGGUAUAGACAGCGCCACCAGCUGUAGCACUGUGGCUGUGAAGAUGCUCAAAGAGGGAGCUACAGCCAGCGAACACAAAGCUCUGAUGACUGAGCUGAAGAUCCUCAACCACAUUGGGCAUCAUCUGAAUGUAGUGAACCUGCUUGGAGCCUGCACCAAGCCAGGAGGACCACUGAUGGUCAUUGUCGAGUACUGUCGCUACGGCAAUCUCUCUACCUUCCUAAAGAGCAAGAGGGAGGUGUUUGUGCACAACAUGCUGGACAGAGGAAAGGAUGGAGUGCCAGGUGGUGUCUGCACCAUGUUUGACAGCCAGAGGCACGUCAGAACAGAGUGUGAUGAGAAAGAAGAGAAAGAGAGUCACCUUGAUCCCAAAUCUGCCUCCACCUCCCCUUUAUUCCUGGAGGAUCUCAUCUCCUUCAGCUUCCAGGUGGCACGAGGGAUGGAGUUUCUGGCCUCUCGCAAGUGUAUUCAUCGAGACCUGGCAGCCAGGAACAUUUUGCUUUCUGACAAUAAAGUGGUCAAGAUCUGUGACUUCGGCCUGGCCAGAGACAUCUACAAAGACCCCGACUACGUCCGCAAGGGAGAUGCCCGCCUGCCACUGAAGUGGAUGUCUCCGGAGUCCAUCUUUGACAAGGUGUUCACCACCCAGAGUGAUGUGUGGUCCUACGGCAUUCUGCUGUGGGAGAUCUUCUCUUUGGGAGCUUCUCCGUACCCUGGUCUUCACAUAGAUGAAGAGUUCUGCCACAGGUUGAAGGCGGGAACAAGGAUGCGAGCACCUGAGUACAGCACACCUGAGAUUUACAGCACGAUGCUGGCGUGCUGGGAGGCCAGUCCCUCAGAUCGACCCACCUUCACUAACCUGGUGGAGACCCUGGGAGACCUGCUGCAAGCCAGGGUUCAGCAGGAUGGUAAGGAUUAUAUUCCUUUGGGAUCUUUCACGGCAGGACACCCUGGUCGCAGCGAGACCUUCAGAGAAAACCCACUUGCAGUCACAAACCUGAGUUACAUGACGGGUAUGGCCACACUUCAGAUUUUUGAGGAACUGCCCUGCGAGGAGCCAGACAGUCCUGACGAUGAGCAGAGUGACAGCGGCAUGAUCCUGCCGUCUGAGGAGCUGAAGCAUCUGACGUGGAAUAACGGCACCAAGAACAGGAAACUCAGCAGGUUCUUUUCCUUCACUAAGUGUCGGGACAACCAGGUGCCUUUCCUGUGCAACGACAUCACAGGUCUCCGUGACGACAAGCCAUCUAUCUUGCCGUGCGACUGGGAGUCUGAUGAGGACAGCUCCCCACCUCCGGACUACAACUCGGCUUUUCUCUACCCCUCCCUCUAGCAUCUGUUCCUGUCUAACCUUUUGAAAACUUCACACAGGGUAUUUACAUUUUUAGUCAGUCAGGACUCUUUCUCUCUCUCUUCUCUUGCAUCCUCUACCUCAUUAUAACAUCUGCACGUAUCCAUCUUUGCGUUUCCUUUAAAGCCUCUUCAGUAUUAUCUUGCAUUACAACACAUAACCCCUUCCAAGAGCAGCUAAGUAUUACCUGAUAGUACUUAUCACAUGCAGUUAUGCAGAAUGUAUUUACUGACCCAUUAGAGCGUAUUGUAUUGGUACCUCAUGUGCUGGGCUUUGUGAAGAGGAACACUGCUGUAUGAAAUGUUUCUCGUACACAGCUACUAUAUGCUGGAAAAAAAGUUAUUAUCCACUGAAUUAUAGUAUGUGUUAGACAGGGUAUAUCUGUCUGUAUUUAUUUGAAUGCUGUAAUCACUUCAUGGCUGAGUCACUUCAAUCAGGUUGACCUUUUGUGAAUGUAAAUACGCACUCAGUGGCCAGUUUAUUAGGUACAGCUAGUUAAAACUAGCACAGUCUAACAACAGCCCUGCAAUAAAAUGUACUUUCAUGAAGGCAAUAAUGUUCAGUUUUAGAACGGUGGAUCCCAAUAGUAUCUGUAAGGGUGGAAAAAAUAUAAGAAACACCCCUCAAUUUGAUGUAAUACAGACUACAGCCUACAAAAUCACCAUACAGUUGAAUCAUCUCUCUAAAACUUUUCCAAAAUUAACUUAACCUUCAUGAACAUUUGAUUAACUGCACAGCUGUUGUAUUAGACUGCACUGGUUUUAGCCACAUAUACCUAAUAAACUGACAACUGAUUGUAUAUUUAAUUCUAUAUUACUAAUCCUUUGAUAUAGAAUCAACACAUAUACAUUUCCUCAUGCUGGUUUUUGCAUUUUUGUUCAGAAAAAGUAAUGAAUGCACGGAGAUCGGUGUGUGGUGUUUUCCCCCCUCCAUCUAUUUCCUUUUCUCCAAACCAUGGGCGCUGAAAUUAUAAUAGUAAUAAUAGUCAGUCAAUGGAAAGAAAAUAUUUUUCAAGCAAAAAAUGACCAAACAUUCCCUACUUCCAGCUCCUCCACUAUGAGGAUCCACUGCUUUUCUAUGAGAGCAAAUUGAUUAUUUUGGGGGUUUUGACUGCUAGACAGACAAAACAAGAUAUCUGGAGACAUCAACUUUUUUUCAAACAUAAUUUUCUGACCAAAUAUAGAGUGAUUAAUCACAGCAGAUAAAUUGUCAAUAAAAAAAGCAUCAGUUGCCACCCUACAAAACAGAAAACCAAGAGAUUUACACGUACGCCUGGUAUUAACUUGCAAUCUGUCUGGUUAGUGAAACCCAAUCACUCGACUGCGUUUGUUUUCCAGAUACAGAUUGCAUGUUAACACAUUUUCAAACAUGGUCCAGGCAUCCCAGUGAAUAAUAAUAGGCAUUUCAGCCACCUCAUUGUGUAAAACGUGCAUGUAAACAUUGUCUAGUGUUGCAAAGACAAACUUUGAGGUUUGUGCAGCCUUGGUGAAGUGCAUUAAAUUUGCUUGUAUUUUCAGUUUUAAAGAUGAUUAAUCAUUAAAAAAUGUAAAUAUAAUUUAGCAAAAUCCAACCAUAUGUUACAUAUUAAUGUUGUUGACAUGUUUUGAAAUAUUUCAUUUAUACAUUAAUUGCUGUAAUUGCCCCAAAAAGACAAGAUCCUGCAUGUAUCAGUUUUGGUAUUCUUUAUUAAAAUACUGCUGUACACACAAAUAUUGCAAAAUUUGAGACAAUAAACACAAGAGGGGCAUAAAACAUACUAAGAUGGUGAUUGUAGGUGUGUUGAUGUGGGGGAGGAGAAGAUGGCCAUCACUUAUAUUAACUGGAGUGUCUGUUAUGAAGUGGAAGAUAGUGAUAUGAGCGCUGACAUUGUGUAGGCCGAGUCGGGGGCAUGUGUGUGCAUCUGAAGGUGUUUGAGUGUGUGUUUGUGUGUUUUGAGGGUUUUCUAAAGCACCACAUUCACCAAAUAUGUUUUCACCUGUUCAUUUCACUAAAACAGAGGAAGUAGAACAUGAACUAACACAGCCGGUUCCCUGCAGGUUUGUUGCCUCCGAGUACAGACCAUCAACUUACAUGACAACCAGCUGCAGCCAAGACACUGUUCAUGCCUUUCACCCCCAUUUGUCUCACAUGUGACAGUGUGGUUCAUACAUGUGACCUUGUUGGUCUUCAGUCUUAUGUUGGUACGCAUUUGCCAAAAGCUUCUGAGACACGACGAAGGCAGAGGAAUUAAGAACAGUGAUCUGACAGAGUCUGGAUUGAUCUCUUUAUCCGAGUGAAGCAGGUCUGCACUGAAAUGAGUCAAUUUGAUUCAAAUUAUCAACGGAAUAUGAACUGUGCUUAAGGGCGACAUGAAAUCCCUCACAGCAGGAUGUCCACAAUGCUAUUAAUUUCCAAAAAACCUCAAUCUGAAGACGUCCCACCCACUCCCACUAUAGCUCAUCUGUCUGACUGGACAGGGGGCGGCCAAUGACAGCCAAACACAUUCAAUCAUUGGGCCCCUCCAGCUGUUUGUCAUCCUGAGAGAAAUCCAAGCCAUUCGAGUGAGUGCAACAACCAGCAGCCACUUUGUCUCCAGCACGUUUGUAUAUCAUGUAUAUCUUUAAAAGUCAAACAAAACGAAAAAACAAAACUUGUUGGUGCCCUGAUCCUAUUCUCUCCUUGGCCCUCCACCCCUUCCCCUUUCCCAAAACCCCUGCUGGAAUUGGUCCACAGAAUAAUAAAGAGUUGAAUUGAGGCAACAAAUGAAUUGGCCUCCCAUUUCCCAUCAUGCAUCCCUGCACAAUAUCUGAGCAAAGAGAAAAACCAGCUAGAAAAAUCACAAAAAAGCAUCACUGUUUCUCAAAUGUCGAGGGGCCGAGACCCCCUGAGGUGGGGAGUGAAGUUUGGGAUAAAAGCAGGAAAAAGAGGGGAGAGUAAGAGAGAGACAGAGAAAGAGGAUGUUGGGGGUGGGCGGGGGAGAAAAUAAGGACAUUCCACAAAGAGGCAGCUGUGGCUCCACCUCAACCAAAGCCCCACCCAUGGGCUACACCCAAGUGCUGGACAGUCAAACCAAGAUGAUCCAUCCUUGAGCAGUUCAUGUCACAAUAGCGUCCAUUAACCAAAAGUGGUUGCUGCAUACGUGACAAACACUUGGCAUCGGGAGAAGACACCCCUUCCUCAGUGCCAACAAAAACCACAUUUUACCCCCCAAUGCCCAGUCCAUGCUAGCCCACCCACCCACACAUAUGAGCCUGAAGUUCCACAAUAUCCUGAACUAAAAUGUCAGAAAUCCAUCGAUUUUUCCAGUUUUAAGAACCCUUCCCACCCACCCAAGUGGUUUGUCCUUUCUGAGGGGGAACCAACAACCAAGGCAAAGGUGGGCUGGCCCAUUUCGUGAAACAGGUGCCAUCCCGCCAUAAUGAUAGCCUCGAGUGGUGUGUCCCGUCUCCUAGUGCGUCACAAUGAAGGGGUGUGGUCUCCAGCCGGAAGAGAGACACAGUCAAUAGAAAAGCUGGAUUUCUUUUUCAUUGUUAAUUUGCUCUGGUAUUUAUGUCCGUGUGUGACACUUUAGCUCUCUCUGUACACCCUGUAGGCCACUCACACAUUUUCAUAAAAAUAACAAAAAUUAACAAAAAAAUUAAAAUCUUA
Messenger RNA from Chelmon rostratus (copperband butterflyfish), 7696 nucleotides. It is a transcript of the gene flt1, whose product is annotated as fms related receptor tyrosine kinase 1. The transcript is spliced from 30 exons. The coding region runs from base 206 to 4051 and encodes 1281 amino acids. Gene Ontology annotation, biological process: vascular endothelial growth factor receptor signaling pathway; protein phosphorylation; positive regulation of kinase activity. The record is from RefSeq and is a predicted model, not a curated record. Gene Ontology annotation, cellular component: plasma membrane; signaling receptor complex. Lineage: Eukaryota; Metazoa; Chordata; Actinopteri; Chaetodontiformes; Chaetodontidae. Gene Ontology annotation, molecular function: ATP binding; vascular endothelial growth factor receptor activity.